CCCAUCUACGGAUUCAAUAAUUAGUCAAUGCUUGUGGAAGGAGUCCUCAAACUCAAUGUAGCAUUCGGCUCAGGUCAGACGUAUGUCACUCCCUUAGUUCGGUUCUUGGUAGUGAAGAUGGUGUCAUCUUUUAACAUCGUCAUUGGAAGACCAACUCUCACCGAGAUUCGAGCUGUUGUCUCACAGUUCCACCUUUGCAUGAAAUUCCUUACCCCCAUGGGAGUCGCAACUCUGAGAGGCAACCAAGAGGUGGCCAGGCACUGCUACAUGACCUUGGUCACCCGACCUUGGAAGGAUAAGCAAGAUGAAGCCAAAGCCACCCCAGCAGAAGAGGUGGAAGAGGUACAGCUCGACGACAAUGAUCCCACUAAGAAGACGAUACCCACCUUAGUUGCAGUACAUAAACUAAGCACUUAUCCUUUGAAGAAGCCUGUAGCACAGAAGAGACGUCUGUUUGGAGGAGAGAGACUGGAAGCAAUUAGGGGAGAAGUGCACAAACUUUUGCAGGCAGGGUUUGUAAGAAGGGUAGACUAUUGUGAAUGGGUUGCUAAUCUUGUUUUAGUUAAGAAGUCAAACGAAAAAUGGAGAAUGUGCAUUGACUACACAAAUCUAAUUGAGGCUUGCCCAAAGGAUUGCCAUCCCUUGCCAAGUAUAGAUAAAUUGGUGGAAGCUGCAUCCGGAAAUGAAAGGCUUAGUCUUUUAGGUGCUUACUCGAGAUAUCAUCAAGUCCACAUGGCACUCGAGGAUGAGGUGAAGACCUUCUUCUACGCAGAUCUUAUAGAAGUCGGAGUGCUCGGGCAAACUUAUCAAGCCAUGAGAACGUCAAUUCUGAGACUGAACUUUGGACCCCUCUAUGUCGAUGGGUCAUCAAACAGUAAAGGGUCGGGUGCUAGAGCAGUGUUGAUAAGGCUAGGGAACUUCCGAAGUGAGCAUGCCCUGAAAUUCAAUUUCGAAGCAACAAAUAACAUGGCCGAGUAUGAGGCAUUUCUCCUCGGAUUUCGCUUGGCAACAGAGUUGCAGGUGAUGGAGGUCAGUAUCAAUCUUGAAACCCCUAGUUGGAUUGAUCCCAUUCAAGCUUAUCUCCGGGAUGGGAUUGUCCCCAACGACAAAAGAGAAGAGAUGAAGUUACGAAGAAAAGUAUCUCGGUACACCUUGGUGGAUGGUGUCUUGUGUAAGAGGUCAUUCUCACUUACUCUUCUUUGUUGUUUAACCCCUUAUGAGGCUAAGUACGCUCUUCGCGAGGUGCAUGAAGGUGUAUGUGGGAAUCACAUCGGAGCUCGGACCCGGGCCCAUAAGAUACUUCGAAUGGUUAAGCCUGUCAAUAAAGCCAUCUUGGAAGGCAUCAAACCGAGGCUAGAUCAGGUCAAAGCCAAGUGGGCAAACGAGCUCAACAAUGUUCUAUGGGCUUACCGAACUACGAGCCGAACAGCCACAGGCGAAACGCCCUACCACUUGGCUUUUGGGACUGAGGCAGUCAUUCCUGUCGAAAUGGGCGUCCCAAGCUUAAGAGUGACCCAUUUUGACGCAACUUGAAAUGAGCAAUUGCUCAGAGAAAAUCUUGAUUGCUUAGACGAAGUCCGCGAGGAAGCUCGACUUCAGACAUUAGCAUAUUAGCAGAAAUUGGCCAACUCAUAUAAUAGACGAGUUCGACCUCA
Messenger RNA from Rubroshorea leprosula, 1655 nucleotides. The record is from the annotation of a GenBank genome assembly. Lineage: Eukaryota; Viridiplantae; Streptophyta; Magnoliopsida; Malvales; Dipterocarpaceae.